AUGUCUCCUGCCAACAGAUUCCUUGGGCUCUUCGGCCUUGCAGCAACUGCACAGGCAGCAUGCUCUAACUUCAUGGUGGACGACUUUUCGAGAUCAUCCGUUGGAGGAGUCAACAAGCUCAAUUCGUGGACUAGUGACGACGAUUCCAUGUCAAAGAUCGCCAUCAGCAACGGAGCACUUACCUUCACUCCCAAAGCCGAUACCACUUCAUACUUCUAUGAGACCCUGGGGUGCGUUAAAGCAGUUACCAAGGGCUACAAGGCCUUGUCGCUGUCUAUUACUGGGCCCAAAGACGCUUCCAUGUUGCUAGAAAUCCAGUCAAGAGCAUCAUGUAGCGACAACACGUACAAGAGCCAAUGGGUCACCAUCUCGGGGCUCACUGGCUCACAGCAAACCGUUACCAUCUCUCUAUCUUCAUUUACGGAGGCAAACCUGGACGCUAUCACCGGAUUUGUCUGGUCCACAUACUCGCAAUUCUCCUCGUAUUCAUUCGACAACUUGCAGUUCCUCAACACCGGUUUCAAGCAGCUCUCAGUCCAGCUCCAUUCUUUCGGGUGCUACAACUCGCACUUCAGUAUCAUCCACAUCCGGAACGGUACGAGCUGCAAGCACGGCAUCGAGUACCGGCCCAUCCUCCUUCUCGACGUCAGCCAGGUCAUCAGGUGCCUCUCAGAGUGCUACCUCGCCCGCGGCAAACUCCCAGGCCAGCAGUACAUCUUCAGUAGCUUCAAGUGUCCGCUCAUCAUCCUCGUCUAUCUCUUCUGUCAGGGCUUGUCACCUGCUUCGUCGAGCUGCAGCAAUCUUCUCAUCGACGAUUGGGAGUCCCAGUCACGGCUGACAUUCCUCUUCUACAAUGCCAUGCUUCAGCCAAGCAGCGAUGACGGUACUAUGAAGAGCAUCUCUGUGAGCGGUAACAGGGUCACCUUGUCAGCAAACAAUAAGGACUCUUAUUUCUACAGCAAGACUGCCUGCACAAAUGCCAAGACGCAGACUUAUGGUGGUAUCUCUCUGCGCAUCAAGGCCACCAAGGGUACGACAUUCCAAGUCCAGAUGGCAUCGCCGGCGACAUGUGGCGGUGACGAUACAGUCUUUGGCUUUCAGUCCACAGCUGAUCUCGGAUGGACAUUCGACGGCACCGAAAAGCUAUAUAGCUUUCCCUUCUCCAAGUUCCCUUCCAUCGACCAGUCCAAGGUAUCCUCAAUUUUAUUCGGCUCACUAUCAGGGGCUGUGACUUUUGGUCCCAUGGCCUUCUACUGCGGAAGCACACCCUCUGAGUAUAUCGUCAAGACUCAGCCGUCUGUUUCUGCUACAGCUUCGACUGUCCCUGCGCCCAGCGCCACGGUUCCGGCCAAGGUCAUUGACAACUUUGCAAGCCAGAGCCAAAACGCCCUCGGAUUCUGGCAUGGAGGUGAUGUCGACACUGCAGCAAAGUGGACCAAGGGAAAGGUCGUUAUCAAGGCACCGGACGCCGACUACUCCUACUACACGCAAUUCGGAGAUGGGUGCACCGACAUGACCAUGUAUGAUGGUUCUUACUUGCACGUUGCCUACUCGGGAAGCAAUAAAUUCACCAUUACUAUGCAGCAGCACAACACGCAAUGCAGCGAUACUGUAGCACCUUUCCCCGAGACCUGGGAUUCGUUGGAGGCGGCUCGCUAUGCCACCGGCAACGACAUCUACAUUCCCAUUUCCCAUUUCAAUAUCGUACGCAAGCGUGCCGUUGGCCUGGCUUUCAAGGGCUUCUACACCAACGAGGCGGUGACUUUGACCAAAGUCGAAAUCGUCUCGUCUGUCCCCGCCAAUACGCUUAUCCCAAACAAGCUGCCCAGUGGUAACCUGGUCUUUGCUUGCAAGCGACCCAAUUCGAUUGCCUUUGCCAUCGAUGACGGUGACCCGAAGUACGCCCAGGAGGUCAUGGAGGUUAUCAGGUCGGAGAACAUCAAGGUCACCUUCUUCACCGUCGGUGCUCCCUUGAGAGACCCCUCUACGAAUCUGAGCACCAUCUAUCAGGACAUGAUGAAGGAAGGCCACCAGAUGGCCCUUCAUAGCUACACCCACCCUAGAAUGGAGGGGCUCCCCAACAAUGACGCUAUUAUGUGGGAGUAUAGCCAGGAUAUUGCCGCUGUCAAGGAGCAGUUUGGCAUCACAACCAAGUACUUCCGUCCUCCUUUCGGUAACGAGGGCGCUCGUAUGAGACAGCAGCUGGUUGCGGCGACGCAAAGCAACAACCCCUACAUUGUGAACUGGAACAUCGAUGUCGAGGACUGGCUCUAUGCCCAGUCCGACACUCCCGAGCAGCAGAAGGUGUCUUUCAAGCGCGACCUGGACAAGGGCGGCAGUCUCGUUGUUAUGCACUAUUUGUACCCUAGUACUGUCAGCUAUCUGAGGGACUUCAUCAAGAUGGCCAAGGCCACGGGAAAGCAGCUCAUGCGGGUAGAUCAGUGCAUGGAGGACCCUGAUGCACCUCCGUUAUAG
Colletotrichum fioriniae is the source of this 2475-nucleotide messenger RNA. NCBI's taxonomy places the organism in Eukaryota, Fungi, Ascomycota, Sordariomycetes, Glomerellales, Glomerellaceae. The record is from RefSeq and is a predicted model, not a curated record.